AUGCCCACAAACCCAAAUGGCGCUCUUGGUUCCCUGGACUACAAGAAGGAAGAAAGGCGGGUAUUGGCCAUCAAAUCUCGAGAAGCAGCCCCCAAAUCUAGUACUCCUGAACGUCAAAAGCUAAUUGAUGAGAUUCAUGAAUAUUUGCUGAGUAAGGUGCCGCCUGCCCCGCAACUGAGUUCUGCAGAUGACUCCAAGGAGAAACCCGCUAACAAAGAGGCUGAUGUUGAGGUAACUUCUGAAGCCACUGAGCCUGCAGCUACUGGGGAAGAGCAACAGAAUCCCCCCGUAAGCGACAGGAUCGUCGAGGAAGCCAUACCAGAGGAGACAUCUAUAAAUGCCAAUCUCCAACAAGAAGCAGCAAGAGAGGCGCCAUCUGGUCGCCCUGCCCUGCA
Molecule: messenger RNA, 395 nt
Organism: Cucurbita maxima (winter squash)
Lineage: Eukaryota; Viridiplantae; Streptophyta; Magnoliopsida; Cucurbitales; Cucurbitaceae
Product: ubiquitin-conjugating enzyme E2 32-like
Exons: 2
Source: RefSeq, a predicted model, not a curated record